Molecule: messenger RNA, 4679 nt
Organism: Bufo bufo (common toad)
Lineage: Eukaryota; Metazoa; Chordata; Amphibia; Anura; Bufonidae
Gene: DCTN1
Product: dynactin subunit 1
Exons: 29
Coding region: 152-3871 (1239 amino acids)
Biological process (GO): cytoplasmic microtubule organization
Cellular component (GO): nucleus; cytoplasm; microtubule plus-end
Molecular function (GO): microtubule plus-end binding
Source: RefSeq, a predicted model, not a curated record
AUUGGCUGCAAGAACGAGGCUUGGUUUUGCUGUCACCGGCUGAUGUGAGCGGUGCCACAGCCCGUGCCCGGAACUGAGAGAGGGAUAACGGCGAAGUGCGGGGGAAUCCCGGGGGACAGUCUUAGGCGAGACCCCGAGCUCCGUGGCCAGGAUGAGCGUGGAGGCCACCGGCAAGCCCCUGAAGGUGGGCUCUCGAGUGGAGGUGAUCGGGAAGGGACACCGCGGCACUGUGGCUUUUGUGGGGGCCACGCUGUUUGCCACAGGGAAAUGGGUGGGAGUCAUCCUGGACGAGGCCAAGGGGAAGAAUGAUGGCACGGUGCAGGGCAGGAGGUACUUCACCUGCGAAGAGAACCACGGCAUAUUUGUGCGUCAGUCACAGAUCCAGGUUGCAGAUGAUGGAGCGGACACGACCUCCCCUGAAACCCCCGAACCGUCCACCACAAGGGUCCUCAAGAGAGACGCGUCGGACACCCAGAAGGCCAGUAAACUGCCCACCCGCCCGUCCAGCUCUGCUGCAUCCAGCGGCACCGCCGGGGCCUCCGGAUCUGCAUCGGCAUCAUGCGGAGAGAUCAGCAGCAGCGAGCCCAGCACUCCAGCCCAGACCCCACUGGCGGCUCCCAUCAUCCCGUCGCCCUCGCUGACCUCUCCAGUGGCCCCGCUGCCCGCCCUGGGGCCCUCCAAGGAGGAGGAGAACCUGAGGGCCCAGGUGAAAGAUCUGGAGGAGAAGCUGGAGACUCUGAAGAUGAAGAGAGCCGAGGACAAGGCCAAGCUGAAGGAGCUGGAGAAGUCCAAGCUGCAGUUGGAGCAGCUCCAAGAGUGGAAGAGCAAGAUGCAGGAGCAGCAGGCCGACGUCCAGCGCCAGCUCAAGGAGGCCAAGAAGGAAGCCAAGGAAGCGCUGGAGGCUCAGGAGCGCUACAUGGAGGAGAUGGCGGACACCGCCGACGCUAUAGAGAUGGCCACACUGGACAAGGAGAUGGCGGAGGAGCGAGCAGAGUCCUUACAGCAGGAGGUGGAGACCUUAAAGGAGAAGGCGGAGGAGCUGACCAUGGACCUAGAGAUUCUAAAACAUGAGAUAGAAGAGAAAGGGUCUGACGGAGCAGCAUCCAGCUACCAGGUGAAGCAGCUGGAAGAACAGAACGGCAGACUGAAGGAGGCGCUGGUGAGAAUGAGGGAUCUGUCCGCCUCGGAGAAGCAGGAGCACGUCAGGGUGCAGAAGCAGCUGGAGAAGAAGAACGCGGAGCUGGAGAGUCUGCGGCAGCAGAAGGAGAAGCUGCAGGAGGAGGCGUCACUGAUGGAGAAGACUGUAGAUGAGCUGAAGGAACAGGUCGAUGCUGCUCUAGGAGCUGAAGAAAUGGUGGAAACCCUGACCGAGAGGAACCUGGACCUGGAGGAGAAGGUCCGAGAACUGCGUGAGACCGUGACUGACCUGGAAGCCAUCAAUGAGAUGAACGAUGAGCUGCAGGAGAACGCCCGCGAGACAGAGCUGGAGUUGCGGGAGCAGCUGGACAUGGCAGGUGCCCGAGUGCGGGAGGCCGACAAGCGCGUGGAAGCCGCUCAGGAGACGGUGGCGGACUACCAGCAGACCAUCAAGAAGUACCGGGACCUGACGGCGCACCUGCAGGAAGUGAACCGAGAACUCCGCAGCCAGCAGGAGGCCAGCGUGGAGAAGGAGCAGCAGCCGUCACUGGAGAUGUUUGACUUUAAGAUCAAGUUUGCCGAGACUAAAGCCCACGCCAAGGCCAUCGAGAUGGAGCUGCGCAAGAUGGAGGUCAACCAAGCCAACCGCCACGUCUCCCUCCUCACCUCCUUCAUGCCAGACAGCUUCCUGCGCCACGGAGGAGACCACGACUGCAUCCUGGUGCUGCUGCUCAUCCCAAGGCUCAUCUGCAAGGCGGAGCUCAUCAGUAAGCAGGCUCAGGAGAAGUUUGAGCUGUCCGAGGCCAAGGAAGAGAAGACUGGCAUCAGAGGAGCUGUGGGGGAGCAGAUGAGCUUUGCUGCUGGUCUGGUGUAUUCCCUCAGCCUCCUGCAGGCGACGCUGCACAAAUACGAGCAGGCUCUCGGUAAAUGUAGUGUGGAGGUCUACAAGAAGGUGGGGAUGCUGUACCCGGAGAUGAGCGUGCACGAGCGCUCCCUGGACUUCCUCAUUGAAUUGAUGCACAAGGAUCAGCUGGAUGAGACGGUCAACGUGGAGCCGCUCACCAAGGCCAUAAAGUAUUACCAGCACUUGUACAGCAUCCACCUGGCUGACCAGACCGAGGACUGCACCAUGCAGCUGUCCGACCACAUCAAGUUUACACAGGGCGCCCUGGACUGUAUGGGGGUAGAAGCGAGCAGACUGCGCUCCUUCCUACAUCCUGGACAGGAGGCCUCGGACUUCGCCAUCCUCCUGAAGGACCUGGAGACUUCGUGUAGCGACAUCCGGCAGUUCUGUAAGAAGAUUCGGCGCAGGAUGCCUGGCACAGAGGCGGCCGGGAUCCCCGCGGCGCUCGGCUUCGGUCAGCAGGUUUCCGAGACGCUCUUAGACUGCCGUAAACACCUGAAGUGGGUGGUAGCGGUCUUCCAGGAGGUGGCGGCUGCAGGGGCCCAGAUGAUUGCCCCUCUAGGAGAGAAUGAGGGUCUUCAGGCUGUAAAACUGGAGGACGUGGCCUUCAAAGCCGCAGAUCAGAUUUACGGCACACAGGGCAGCAACCCGUACGAGUGUCUGCGCCAAUCCUGUGCCAUCCUGAUCGCCACCAUGAACAAGAUGGCCACCGCCAUGCAGGAGGGAGAGUAUGACUCCGAGAAGCCUCAGAGCAAGUCUCCGCCUCCUGUAGAGCAGCGAGCAGCCGCUCUGCGAGCCGAGAUUAUGGAUGCUGAGGGGUUGGGCUUGAAGUUAGAAGACAGGGAAACGGUCAUUAAAGAGUUAAAGAAGUCUCUGAAGAUAAAGGGCGAGGAGCUGAGUGAAGCCCACGUGCGGCUGAGUCUUUUGGAGAAGAAAUUGGACAGCGCCUCAAAAGAAGCCGACGACCGGGUGGAGAAGAUCCAGACGAAACUGGAGGAAACUCAGACCCUGCUGAAGAAGAAGGAGAAGGAAUUUGAGGAGACCAUGGACGCCCUGCAGGCCGACAUCGACCAGCUGGAGUCUGAGAAGGCGGAGCUCCGCCAGCGGCUGACCAAUCAGUCCAAGCGUACCAUCGAGGGGCUGCGCGGAUCCCCGGGGUCGGGGGUAGCGUCCAUCGUGUCCGGGAUUGCUGGAGAGGAAGAGCAGAGAGGUGUGCCCGCCAACCAGUCCAUGCUGAACGGUUCUGGCCCGGUCCAAGUGAAGGACUCCCCCCUGCUGCUGCAGCAGAUCGACACCCUGCGCCUGUCCAUGAAGCACCUGAAGCACGAGAACAACCGGCUGAAGGCUAAGCGCAUGAAGGACGAGCUGGCGACGCUUCCUCCUCUAAACAUCGCCAAACUGGCUCUACCCAAGGAGCGGCAGGAGGCCAUGACUGGCACACUGUACCGCAAGACCAGCCAGCUGCUGGACACCCUGCAGCAGAUGAGCGCCAACUCCAAGGUGGUGAACAUCACACACAAGAAGGGCGGUAACCCCGCAUCCCAGCUCCUGGAGCAGACUGCCCGGCUGCAGGCUCUGAGCGACACCAUCGACAAGCUCAAGGAUGAAGUCUUGAAGGAGACGGUCUCCCAGUGCCCCGGGGCAAAUGUCCCAACAGAUUUUGCUACGUUCCCAUCAACAGACUUUAUAAAGGCCAAGGAGGAGAAGAGAGAAGACACCGUGUACUUCGGCCGGGUGACCCUCCCCUGCCAGCCGGGUCAGGGCAAGAUCCACCGCCUCGUCCUGUCCCCCGAGCAGCUGUGCCAGCUACAUGAGCGGCUGAUCUGCUGAGAAGACUUCUGUGUCCUGGCCGGGGCCCCCUGUAUUGCACGUCCUCCCUCCUAAUGCCGGCCGCUCCAUUACUUACUAUUUAUGGGUUUCUAUAAAAUUCCUGUUCUAUCACUGGGCCCUGAACCACUAAGGAUGUGGACGCCGCGGGCCGACCACUGGAUGAUGCCCGGGCCUGUGGUGUAUGAACACUAGGGGGCGCUAGAAGAUAAACGCUGAAUGGUCUCCUUAUUUACUCCCGGGCUGCAGCUGUCCCCGCAUGCGCUGUCGUAUCCUUCAUACAGGCACAUAGCAGUGACCCAUGUCACCUUAAAGGGGAACUCCACACACUGAAGAGUCCAUUCUGGUUGGUAUUUUUAAUAAAAUGCCUAGCAGAAUGGAAGCGGGGUGCACCAUCUGCUUAUGGCCGAUGGUCACAUUGUAUCUUCUUCAGUAUUUGGGCGGAGAUUUCUCUUAAAGGGCUUCUUCACCUUGGGCUGUUUCCACCAGUGAGGAAGGAGGUGAAGUCCAUGGAUGAUGCAGGUUGGGUUGCUCCACCUGGUCAUUGUAGUUUUACCUCCAGCCUUUUGGGCAGAGACAGCUGAAGGCGGAGUGCCCCUUUAAUACCUGGAGUUUUCCCUCUUGACCGUUCUUAAAGUGCCUUUCUGUGUUCUCUCGUGUGACCGCCGCUGGGGGUCUCCUCCUCCAGGAUCGGUGGUCACAUGACAGAGGGUUCUGGCAGGGUGGGGUCAGCUUGUGUUGGGGCCCUUUCCUGGGUGAAGCAUCCACUCUGCUGUAUCUGUUCUACUGGGGAAUAAACUCUGAGCUCACA